Carassius auratus (goldfish) is the source of this 1938-nucleotide messenger RNA. It is a transcript of the gene zp3d.2, whose product is annotated as zona pellucida glycoprotein 3d tandem duplicate 2. Gene Ontology annotation, cellular component: extracellular matrix. NCBI's taxonomy places the organism in Eukaryota, Metazoa, Chordata, Actinopteri, Cypriniformes, Cyprinidae. The transcript has 8 exons. The coding region runs from base 119 to 1549 and encodes 476 amino acids. The record is from RefSeq and is a predicted model, not a curated record. Gene Ontology annotation, biological process: egg coat formation; binding of sperm to zona pellucida; positive regulation of acrosome reaction. Gene Ontology annotation, molecular function: acrosin binding.
GUCUGCCAUCACUUCUAGUGAAACAGGCGACAGGUGCAUUAAUUAGCCAUUCAGCUCUGAAAUAUGUCAUGGUUACCAACACUGUUUGAGUAAAAUAGCGACUAAUACCAUUUCUUUGAUGCAGUUUAAAGAUAUGAAGCUCUAUUUCCCAGUAAUAUUUACUUUACUGGUCUUGUCCUCCACGUAUGUGUACCCCGCACGAUCUGCGUCAAAGCACGCGAGCAAUUCGACCUCAGCACUGGACGAAAUAUUUGGAUUAGAUUUCGACGGAUCUGCUGUCGAGAGUCUCGGCUCGCCAUAUUUACAACUUCCCGUUUUCCAGCAUUCAAGAACCCCACUUUUGGACAAAAAGCAGUUCUCUCCGAUGCAUGGAACAGGCCGUGAACAACUGCCCGAGGAGACGAAACAAGUCCUCGUCCCGCGCACCGCGGUAACGUUACCGGAGGCCUCCCGCCGCAGCGGGCGAACACAAGGAGUAAACGUCGUUUGUCAAAUGAAAAAAAUGAUCGUUAAAGUUCACAAACACAUUUUAGGCAUCGGCGGCCUUCAUUCAAAGUUAAAACUGGGAACAUGCGACAUCAGCAAGACUACAAAAUACUAUCACGUGUUUAUUUACGACAUGGACAAGUGUGGAAGUAAGAAAAAGUUAAUAAACAAUAGAGUAACAUAUUCCAACAUACUGCACUACUCUCCAGUGACGGACCUGGGGCCAAUCCGCCGUGCCAUGCCUUUCUCACUACCUGUCGAGUGUCACUUUAACAGAUAUCAUUACUCGUACAAAAUUGGCUACAUACCACAAAUCAGAUAUCAGAACUACUUCAAACCCCUGAGAACUGUGGACAGUGUUGUACUCACACCCCGUGAUGAGCUGUGGAGACGGUUAUCGCCCACCGAAGAGUAUACCAUUGGUCACCCCAUGUACUUCCAGGCAGACGGACCCCCUCUUGCUGGGGACGAGAGGCUGUUUGUGGAUUCCUGUUAUGUGACCAGCAGCAGUUCUCAUUUGUCCAUGCCAAGAUUUACAGUCAUUGAAAACUACGGGUGCAUGACUGAUAGCAAGAGCAGUAGGUGGUCCAAAUUCAUCCAAAGUGGACACAGAAAUGUUUUGCGGUUCUCCUUGGAUGCUUUUCUGUUUCAUGGGAUGCUGGGCGAGCAUCUUUACAUGCAUUGUGAAAUAUCCGUCGGAAGUUUCAAACCAACAUCAAGUGCAAAGUCUUGCACUUACAACCAGUCAACAGAACGAUGGGAAGAGUUAUACGGUUCAAAUGAUGCAUGCUUCUGCUGUGACUCCACAUGUCUGUCUUCUGACCUGUCUGUGUCCAGUAAGGUCAUCACCAGUGAGCCCUGGAUCAUGGAGUCUGAUUUGGAGAUGGUCGAGAAAGAGCAAACAUCUCCAUUCAUGACAGAAGAGGUGGGAACAGGCUUUGUUGAUGUAAUAACCACACAGACAGCUGAGAUUGGACCUCAACAUUUUGUGCCUGUGGUGGAGGAAGUCGACAAAUUUGUGGAGCCACGUAGAAUAUUUGAGGAGGUAUUUGGAUUGGACUAAACAAAAAGGAUUUAAAAAGACAUUUUUUGAUUUAGUGUUUUCAGUUAAAUUGCAAUUGAUCUGUUAAUAAAUACAUGAUGCACACUUUUGAAGUUAGCUUUUUUUCCCUUUACGUUUAGCUUUUUGCAGUGUCAUUGUUUUGAUAAUGUAUCACUAAUAUGGUGUGAGACCAUUGUCCCUUGGGAAUAGCUACUGUAAAUAUAUGAAAAAAAAAACUACACUAAACUGCAAAACACGAUGGUUUUUAGUAGUGAAAAAAGGUUAUUUUAUGUUCUCCAAACUAAGAAAGAAAAUAGUUGAGCACAAAAAUGUUGAAAAGGAUAUUCUUUGUAGUAAAUGGAUGGUUGGUAUUGUCAAUUCAAAGACCAUAAUAAAAUUCACAGGUGCAU